Carya illinoinensis is the source of this 2341-nucleotide messenger RNA. RefSeq names its product methyl-CpG-binding domain-containing protein 7. The record is from RefSeq and is a predicted model, not a curated record. The transcript has 9 exons. Gene Ontology annotation, molecular function: DNA binding. NCBI's taxonomy places the organism in Eukaryota, Viridiplantae, Streptophyta, Magnoliopsida, Fagales, Juglandaceae. Bases 126 to 1418 code for a protein of 430 amino acids.
AAUCGUGUAGCACACAAUUUGGCUAGAAAAGCUUGGCAUAUUGCAUAUACUAAUUUUUGGUUAGGUUCAGUUCCUGAUUAUAUUGCUCAAUAUGUGUGGUUAGACCAAGUUCAUCUGUAACUUGUAUGGGUUUUAUUAUGAAUGAAAGUUUGCUGGUUAAAAAAAAAAAAAUUAAAAAAUUAAAAAAAAAAUGUAACCCAAACUCCAAACACCACCUAAAAGCCAUGAACCUUUGUGUUGGGGAUUGGGGGUACAUCCAGAACUUAAUUAAGACGGGAAUGGAAGAAAACCAAACAGUCCGUACAAUGACGGGGGAAUCGUCGAUUUUCACGCCAAGUCCGUUGCAGAUGCUGAUGCCCGCGAGAGAAUCAGAAGAACCCAACCGUAAUGCCGGAAGGGAAUUGCAGAUAGCGUCCACCUCGGCUCCGUUCAGACUUCCCGAUGAUUGGUUCGUUGAGUUAAAGCCUCGUGGCUCGACCACCAGCUCCACUGGCCGUGUCGACAAGUAUUACUAUGAACCCAGGACUGGACAACAGUUCCGUUCUCUGGUAGCUGUUGAGAGAUACUUAAGAGACAAAAAACAAGAUACACCUACACCUGAUACAGUAAAAGCAAGAAAUGAAAAUACUCACCAGGUGUCCAGGAACAGUGUCCCAACUAAUCCCAGAGGCUCACAGGCCUUCGACAAGGAGUUUCCUGCAAGUUCAUUUCAAUUGCAAAUUAGGGACUGCACCAUCAGGAGCACCUCACCCUUUAAACUACCUGAUGAUUGGGUCAUCGAGGAAAAGCCUCGUAGCAAUAUCAACUAUGCUGGUGUCAUUGACAAGUUAUAUAUUGAGCCAGAAACUGGGCAGCGGUUUCGUUCUUUGAAAGCCGUUGAGAGAUACCUAACAGAAGCGAAGGAAAAUACUGCAACACCUAAGGCUUCACAGAAUUCUGGUUCAUGGAAGAAAAACAUUUCUAGUAUUAUACGGUCACCCAGAGUUGUGAGCAAACACCGGUUGGAAGCUGAAGAAGAUAACAUCACACUCAAGGCAUUGAAAUUGUGCCGUUCAAAAGCUUCACCAAAUUCCGGUUCAGGGAAGAAAAACAUUCCUGGUAUUAUACGGACACCAGGAGUUGUGAGCAAAUGUUGGUUGGAAGCUGAAGAAGAUAACAUUACACUCAAGGCAUUGAAAUUCUGCAACAGUUCAAAACCUUCAAGAAAAUCUGGUUCAAGGAAGAAAUUUGUUUCUAAUAAAGGGGUUAAUGCUUCAAUGCUUGAUUGUGCCAGCCCACCAGCAAAGAUAAACUGGGUUCUUUCUGGUCCUGGUGGUGGUAAUGUAUGGAGUGCUUUCAUCAAUGAAUCUAUUGUCCCAGAUUCAGUAAAGCAAAAAUGGUCUGAGAAAUUUAUAACAACCAUCCAUGCACAAAUUUAAUGCACCAAGAGGCAUGGAUCUAGAAACGCUUUCAACAUGGACAUGACGGAUGCAUCCAUUAGGAGGCAAUAAACAUCUAGACCUCCCAUGGAAAUGAAAUCAUGGAAGUCCAUUUUACAUGAUUCAAAAAGGAGUCCUUAUUGUUCUGUCAUAUCAUGUUUUUUUACGGCAUUAGUGUAAUGCAAGCAUGAGGUUCAAGGUGUUGAGCCAUAAGCCUUUUGGACUUUAUUUUCAAAAAUAUAUUAUGUAUAUUAAAGAAUUACUAGAAAACAGGAAUUACAUAAUAUGUUAAAAGCCUGGGGCUAACAAUUUUAAAAAAUCCAUGAAACCAUUUUUAAUUUAGAUUCACGUACCUCACUAAUUGUGGUUAGAGAAAACCAUUCGAUAUCCAAAACCUGGGGAUUCAGUCACAGCACAGAGUUUGUAGAUUUUACACCACCGCAUAGGCCUUGAUGAAUUUGAAAAUGUUUGGCUUUCUAGAACAGCAUUUAUUGAUAUUUAAAGCAAUAGAGAUAUGAAGUCCAACAUAGAGAAAGUUCAUUACUAGCCAUGAUUUUUUCGAUUCCUACAUUGUUUACUCUUUUCUGUUUAUGAUUUAAUUAUUUCAUGGGCUUACGGCUAGGUGCACCCCUUAGUUCAUAAAGGUCGAAGGUGGCAAAGGAAGCUUCCCUUAAUGUCCCAGUACAUCUCCAGUUCCUAGUAUUUUUGGCUCUUCAGGACGUCCCAAAUCCACACUGGUAACUUUGUGUGGUGUUGGAACAGAAGUGUACUCCAUGUAUACUUCAUGUGUACUUGGACUAUGUAUAUUUUCAAUCAAUAAAGUUUUGUUCUUAUAAUAAAGAAUAAUUAUAUGCUGGGUAUGACUUGGGACAAGUUAUCCUAUGAGUGCAGUUUUUACAACUUACAAGUCAGUUCUGCUCAAA